Folsomia candida is the source of this 1127-nucleotide messenger RNA. RefSeq lists its product as uncharacterized. NCBI's taxonomy places the organism in Eukaryota, Metazoa, Arthropoda, Collembola, Entomobryomorpha, Isotomidae. Gene Ontology annotation, molecular function: odorant binding. The record is from RefSeq and is a predicted model, not a curated record. The coding region runs from base 174 to 677 and encodes 167 amino acids. The transcript is spliced from 5 exons.
CUCCCAUUCCGACAAUGGAACAAUUGUCUCCUUGUUGUCCCCAUUUAAUUUUCCUUGAAUUAAAAGGCGAGGGUAUAAAGCUCGGUUGAGAAGGACUUGAGCACAUCACUUGUCACGAAACCACUAGUCGUACCCCGGAUCAGAAGUUAUCAUAAAAGUGUGUAGUAUAUAAAAUGGUGUUCCUCCGAACCUCUGCCCUCUUACUCGUCGCGUUGAUGUGCUGGGUGGGUGCUGACUUUAACUUUGGAAUCUCGGACUUGCAAAAGGAGUUGGGCUACUUUACAGAGUGCAAGGGCAAGAAGAUCAAUCUGCCCAUGGACACCAUCAACAAAGCGUUCGGCAUGGUCCCUCUGUGCACGCUUUCGGUGCCAGGGAAAGCCCAGCUAACCAAAGAGUGUGUCGCUAUCUGCGUGGCGGAGCAGAUGGGAAUCGUGGACUCGGAAGGAAAAUAUAACUACGACGUCGCCACAACGCCCCUCUUGAACACCGUCAACGAGACAGAUCCCAGCAUCCAUAACGAAAAAUGGAUUGUGGAAAUUCAAACGAAAGCCAUUAAGAAGUGUGGAGUGGAUCCUGGACAACGAUUCAAAUUGGUAGACGAUUGUCCAGAGGCCAAAAAGUUUGAUGCUUGCAUUAAAGAAGCAGCAGCUAAGGAAUGCGGAGCACCUCCAGCAUAACAAUGGAACUGUUAGUUCCGCCCAAUUUAUAACCAGUGUUCGCAAACUUCAUAAAUCUGACAAAAUAAAAAAUAACAUCAAAUAUGAUAAAAUACUCGGCUUCUUUAUAAUUAAAUUUGUAUGGUAUUUUAUUGUUUAUUGAUUUCCCAUAUCAUAGCAUUUGAAAUAGUGAUUAAUUUUGAAAAUAGGAUACUCACGACACAAUAGUUUUCAUCUCACUCAAUACACAAAUGUCACUCGCAUACCUUUUGCAAUUCGAUUGAAUAUGCAUCAAAUAAUAAAAGAACGUUAAUUGUUAAAUUGGGUAGUAAUCUAAUCGGUUAUAAAAAUACAAUUUCAAUGUACUUCGUAAUAAUAUUCAAAAUCAUGUUUCGUUAAAAAGCUUAAAAUAUGUAUACACGGCCAAAUCCCGUGUGUAUGUAGACGUGUCUAUAUCUUGGCAAAAAUUUU